AUGGUUGGCUCAGGAUAUAAUAUCUUGGCAAAGGCGCUCUAUGACAACAAGGCGGAGUGCUCAGAUGAGCUGGCCUUCCGCAAAGGAGACAUCCUGACGGUUCUGGACCAGAAUGUCAUUGGCAGUGAGGGCUGGUGGAAAUGCUCCCUCCACGGCAGGCAGGGCCUGGCCCCCGCUAACCGCCUCCAGCUCCUCGCCACCUCUCAGGCUGUCCUGCUGCCUCCUUCCACCCAAAGCAACCCUGCAGAGUCACCAGCGGGCCAACAAAACAUCUACCAGGUUCCCUCCGUCCCCAAGCCUACCGUGUUGUCGUCUACCUAUGAGAAGAUGGAGGGGUGGGUUAAAUCUCCGGCUCAGGUCCCCACCCCGCCUGCCCAAGGAAUAUACCAGGUACCAGCCUUGGCUGCACAGCUGCUCAGUGAAAGGACCCAAACCUCAACAAACCAGCACCUGCUUACUCUCCCGAGAGCCUGCUGGGCUUCAGUCCCAAAUAUCAGGAGUGAGGUGUACGAUGUGCCAUCCACACAGCGCCGGGAGUCCUUACUCACACAGAGCGGUGCCACCCCACCCUCCGCACGAAAGGGCUCUCUGCUGGUCAGAUCCACAAAGUGUUUCCAGGAAGAGAAGAAACAGCUUUACAGCAUUCCAUCCAGCCCAGAAAAGGCAGGAGCCGUUACCCAGAACAACUCACCAGCAGGCAAUUUAUAUGAUGUCCCUCCCAAAAGAGAAACUGAUGUUCCAGAAAAUGACUCUCAGAAAAAGUUCUGGGGCCAUUACAAUACCUUGCCAAAUCCUCGAAAGUCAGAAUGGAUUUAUGAUGUUCCAGUGUCACCUGAAAAAACAGGGUUAAAACAAAACCCUUCUGGCCAUUCCUUGGAGAACCAGAUGCUGUAUGAUAUACCGCCAGCCAGGUACAAGGCACUAACAACAAAUGCUGAAGCCAAAGUUGUAAAUCCACAAUUAUAUGAUAUCCCACCAACACAACGGAAAUUAACAUUUCCAGAUAUCAAUCUCUACGAUGUUCCAUCCUCACGGGACGUGCUUUUUUUGCCACAAAACGGUAACUGUGAUGUACCCCCAGGUCCUCUGGAUCCAAAGGCUGAGAAUCAGAUUUCUGAAGAGAAUGUCUAUGAUAUUCCAAAAGGUUUGCCCACUGCUUUGCAGUCCAAGAAAGAGAUGGAAAAAACCAGUGAUACUUCUAGAGACCAAGCAUACAGUGCUCCUCCUCAGCCCUCAAGAGAUGCCAAAAGAGAACAAGACACAUUAUCUGUUUCUAGUGUGGACAGCAGAAGCAGCACACUCUCUACAUCCUCAAACGCUUCCGCCGAGUCCUUUUUUACAUCAUCAUCAGAAGAGCCUGCCAAAGAAAUUAAACUGGACCUUGACAUAGCCAUAGAGACACUGACUAGAUUGCAGCACAGUGUAUCCAGCUCGGUUGCAAGUUUAAUGAUCUUUGUGAGCAGUAAAUGGAGAUUACAAGAACACCUAGAGAAAAGCAUUGAAGAAAUCCACAGGGCAGUCGAUCACAUAAAAGUAUCCCUGGGAGAAUUCCUGGCUUUUGCCCGAGUCGUAAAGGUAAAUGCCUCUUACCUCACUGAUAGCAACCUUCAGACCAGAAUUAAAAAACAGCUAGAAAUUCUUAUGAACUCCUUCCAAAUUUUAACAGAAACAAGAGAAGCUCUAAACAACUGCCACUGGUCACUAGAGGCUUUGGUCCUCAGGAAACCUCAGAACAACCCAGACGAUCUUGAUCGCUUCGUUAUGGUAGCCCGUACGAUUCCAGAUGAUAUCAAGCGGUUUGUAUCCAUCGUCAUUGCCAACGGAAAGCUGCUCUUCAGAAAGGACGAGAAGGAAGAAGAAAUGAAGCAAUCAAAAGUGAACCCUGAAUAUAAAAUGGCAAAACAAAUCGCAGUGCCAAGAAGAAUAGAAAUAGAUUCGCUUCAAAGAAAUCCUCCUGAUAAACCCAACCCAAGUCAGGUCUCUGCUGAGAAACCAAAAGAAAACCUCACCGAGGGCUCUGAGUAUGUGCAGUUACAGGUUUUGCCGUCAGCAAAAAAGACUGAAACUCAAAGCAAGCAGGACUCUGCAAAGAAAAUCGCCCUCCCAGAACACUGUAAGCUGUGUUUUGGAGCACUUCACAAGGCAAUUGGUGUAUUUACUAAUAGUCUGAGCAACAACCAGCCACCCGAAGUCUUCAUAUCCCACAGCAAAUUGAUCAUUAUGGUGGGACAAAAGCUAGUGGAUUCUCUCUGCCAGGAAACUCAAGAAAGAGACGCUCGGAACCACGUUCUCCACAGCAGCAGCCGGUUUUGCAGCCUCUUGAAGAACCUGGCUCUUGCCACCAAAAGUGCUGCGUUACAAUAUCCAAACGCAGAUGCCAUGAGGGAACUUCAGGAUCAAACUGAGGAGCUGUCCAAGUACACGCAGCAGUUCAGAGCCAUGAUGGAAUGA
This is a messenger RNA of Eurypyga helias (sunbittern), 2451 nucleotides long. RefSeq names its product Cas scaffolding protein family member 4 (gene CASS4). The coding region runs from base 1 to 2451 and encodes 816 amino acids. Gene Ontology annotation, biological process: cell surface receptor protein tyrosine kinase signaling pathway; cell migration. The record is from RefSeq and is a predicted model, not a curated record. The transcript has 6 exons. Gene Ontology annotation, molecular function: protein binding. Lineage: Eukaryota; Metazoa; Chordata; Aves; Eurypygiformes; Eurypygidae. Gene Ontology annotation, cellular component: plasma membrane; cytoplasm.